AUGGCGUCCCUGACCAUGAGCAUGGUCGUCCUUGUCUCCGCUGCUGAUUUCCCGAGCGUAGGGAAGAGGGGGCCCCCCACUUAUCUCCUGUGUGCUGCCAGCUCCUCCGGGUGUUUCUCCAUCGCUUGCAUCUCAAUCUCUGCGGCUUUUUGGAAUUUUGCCCUAAUUUUGGUCUCUCUUCAGCAUUUCAAGCCUAGAAGUCGUUUUCUUCUCUUCAUCCCGAGCACCUCCAUCGCUUGCAUCUCAAUCUCUGCGGCUCUUUCAUUUUUUCUCGCAUUCGUCUCUCUCGAAAAUUUGAAUAAGGCACGAUUGCGGAGUUUUUGUAAUGAAAUUCAUGGAAUUAUGGUCAAUGGGGGGGUUCUCCAAAUCAAUCGAUGUGGGAAAGUUGAAACAUUACAGGUUGAAGAUUAUGGGGAGUAUGUUGUUCUCAACACAAAAUGCACACCGAGACCGUGUUCGGAGAGAUUAAAGGGGAUUGUAAUUUGUGAUAAGACUGUAUAAAGUUAGCACAUUUGUAUGUAAUUUAUGGUGGACAA
This is a messenger RNA of Vitis riparia (riverbank grape), 536 nucleotides long. RefSeq lists its product as uncharacterized. NCBI's taxonomy places the organism in Eukaryota, Viridiplantae, Streptophyta, Magnoliopsida, Vitales, Vitaceae. The transcript has 5 exons. The coding region runs from base 1 to 501 and encodes 166 amino acids. The record is from RefSeq and is a predicted model, not a curated record.